This is a messenger RNA of Lottia gigantea (owl limpet), 192 nucleotides long. RefSeq lists its product as hypothetical. The transcript has 2 exons. NCBI's taxonomy places the organism in Eukaryota, Metazoa, Mollusca, Gastropoda, Lottiidae. Gene Ontology annotation, molecular function: serine-type endopeptidase activity. The coding region runs from base 1 to 192 and encodes 63 amino acids. Gene Ontology annotation, biological process: proteolysis. The record is from RefSeq and is a predicted model, not a curated record.
AUGUGUGCAGGCUAUAUAGAAGGUGGUAUUGAUACAUGUCAAGGUGAUUCUGGUGGACCACUUGUUUAUAAAUAUACAUUAAUGGGUGUAACAUCAUUUGGUAAUGGAUGUGCUAAGCCUAAUGCACCUGGUGUUUAUGCUCGAGUCUCUUCCUUUAUUGAGUGGAUUAAUGAGAAAAUAAACAGAUAUUAG